GUCGUUUUGUUCGUUCUUUACCUUUUCUACAUACAUUGAUGGUGUCUUUUGUAUUCAAAACCAUAUCAAGACAAUUACCACCACGUCUCGUCCAUCGUCCUCCUGUUUUGGUACCAUGCUUACAAGACCGGUGCAUUUCCACUACUCGGGUACGACCAUCCCAUGAUCUACAAUCAAAAGCAGAUAUGGAAAAAGCCAUGAAUGAUAUUGAAGACCUUUAUGCUGCUGCUAAAGACGAGAUGGAAUAUGCCGAAGAAUCACAAGGAUCAGUAUAUUAUCAAGAAGAUCAUGGUACGGCAAAAAAGGCUGUUCAACAAUGUUUGGAUGCAUACGACACUUUUCUAAAAGAACUACCUACCAAUGAUAUGCGUCAAGAAGUUCAAGGCAAGGUCGGGUUUAAACUUAAGGAAUUGAAGAUGGCUUUGGAUGCUUUACCGCAAGAUGAUCAUUAAACAACACCUCAACAAAUUGGUUUUUUCUUUUUCCUACUAUUACAUACAGUCGUCACUUUGCUUUUAGUUGAUAGUCCUUCUUUUUUUUUUUUUUUGACAUCAUCAUAGUUGUGUACAUAUUUGUCCUUUUUUUUUUGUCCAUAUUCUUCUAUUUAUAAUAAACGAGAUCUUGGAUUUGUGUGGAUGAUUAUU
Molecule: messenger RNA, 644 nt
Organism: Halteromyces radiatus
Lineage: Eukaryota; Fungi; Mucoromycota; Mucoromycetes; Mucorales; Cunninghamellaceae
Exons: 3
Coding region: 39-452 (137 amino acids)
Source: RefSeq, a predicted model, not a curated record